UGCAAAUGAUGAAAAUGAUCAACGAUACAUACAAAUAUUAAUGAUGACCGCGACAUAUUUGUCUCCAAUUGCACGUUGUCACACGCUUCUUCUUGGACGGUUAUCGAAGACAUCUGGUUUGACUGGUUCUGUUGCAGGAAAAGUGAGGGCCGCCAGUCGUCAUGGGAAACAUAUUUGGGAACCUGCUGAAGAGCCUGAUAGGCAAAAAGGAGAUGAGGAUUCUCAUGGUGGGGCUGGAUGCUGCAGGGAAAACCACAAUCCUCUACAAGCUGAAGCUGGGGGAGAUUGUCACCACCAUCCCCACAAUUGGUUUUAAUGUAGAAACAGUGGAGUACAAAAACAUCAGCUUUACCGUGUGGGACGUGGGUGGCCAGGACAAGAUCCGUCCCCUUUGGAGGCACUACUUCCAGAACACGCAGGGUUUGAUCUUUGUGGUAGAUAGCAAUGACCGUGAGCGGGUCAACGAAGCUCGCGAGGAGCUGAUGAGGAUGCUGGCUGAGGACGAGCUGCGGGAUGCCGUUCUUCUCGUCUUUGCCAACAAACAGGACCUGCCCAAUGCCAUGAAUGCUGCAGAGAUCACAGACAAGCUGGGCCUGCACUCCCUACGUCACCGCAACUGGUACAUCCAGGCCACCUGCGCCACCAGUGGCGACGGCCUCUACGAGGGUCUGGACUGGCUGGCCAAUCAGCUGAAGAACAAAAAGUGAAGAGCCCAGUCAGGAGAGUGGAGAAGAACCUGGGUGCCAGCUCCAGGUAUUGGUUAUUGUGGAUCUGUUGUGUUUACAUAGAACGGAAAUGCUGAAAUGCUCCCAGGGGGUGAAUCUCAAAGCCUUUCUCCCUCCAAAUACUUUUUUUUUUUUCUUUUUUUUUAUUCUUUCUUUGGUUGAUAUGAAUUGUUUGGAUCUGUAGUGAACAUUUUAAAUAAUUUAUGAACCGGUGGUGUCAAAGUUGACCUAAAUGAUUCACACUUUACAAGCUGAAUGCAUAAAUAUCAGGAUAUAAUGGUGUAAUGUUACUGUAAAAGUAUAUGACCUACCCCUCCUCUUCGCAGUCUGUGAUCUCCAUUGAACAUUUAAUGUGUUCGGAAUAUCUGGUGAAUCUAGACUUGUGUGCAGCAUUUCAUAAGAUACAAUAAUAUGUUUGUGAAUUAUACAGAAUUUCAUAAUAGUAUGGUUGGAGUGCUAUUAUUACAUCAGAGUAGUGUAUUUAUUGUUUCAAAGCAUUGUUAUCACACAGGCUAAGAUUAAUGUAAUGGUGUAAUUUAUUGUCCAAGCAAAGGUUUGUACUGCCCCCCAGGUCAGUUUCAUGGCAAACUUUAAUUAGCUUGCAUUUGAUUAAUUUAUCUUUUAUUUUAAGGAGCCGAUGCACUGGAUAAUCCUCGUCCAAAUGUAUUUAGACCAUCAUAGGAUUUUACUCCCUUUGUGGCAAUGUGUAUUUAAUAUUAAGGCAGCUGUUGAAAAAAGGAGAAGCCCAAGUAUAACUGUAAACGUUAGUAGCUUCCCAAUCUGCAUAGAGAUGUCCCAGUACUGGCUCACAGGCUUGUAAUAGCUGCGAGCUACGGCGGGCUACUUCUGUAAAUAAAAGUUUGUUCUUAGUCCAAUUGCUUGGCUCAGUAAGGUUUAAAAACAGUUGGUCUGGCAUGAGCGUGGAGUGGUGUCUAAACUAAUGCAGAUGACAGUACAAGGCCCACUUUAACGGCUCUGCAGCGUAGAGAAAAACUCUGCUGUCGACCUUUCCCCGUGGUACGUGAUGCAGCUCGGCGCGCGACCGGUGAUAUUAGAGCUUAAAUAGUUUUUUGAUUUUUUUUUGUUGUUUUUUUCCCCCAAAAUCAGUCUUGUUCUGCGUUGCAUCGGUCAAAGAGCUCACAUAGUUUAUGAUCCUGUUUUAGUCAUGUGUGUAAUAUUACACAAAAUAACUUAACAGUUGAACAAAAUAUAUUGUCUCCCUGUGUUUCUUCAUUUUGUUGGGGUUUUUUUUCAUUUACUAAUUAAAUCUGUCAGUUCUCGACUUUUUCUCAGCUAAUUUGAAAAAGAGGUAAGAUGAAGAUAGUGAUACUGCAUCAUAAGGCAUAUUAAUACUGUACAAGAUCUGUAAUAAUAGUGAUGAAUACUGUAAUAGCCUGUUUCCUCAGACUAUAAUUGUGAGUCUAAAUCACUGCUGCUGGUUGGGUCGAUGCUGUACUAAUAAAUGUCAUGGGUUUUGUGUGAAGUUUACAGAACAACCUUCUAAUAUGCAAAAGCAUGCUUUUCUCUGUCAGCACAACUGUGUAUAAUAUGUUUAUGUAACGGGAGAAGUGUACCCUGGUAUUCUCGGUUGAACUGACAGUCCUGCAGAUGCACUUGUAGAUAGUGAGGUCAGUGUGCCGGCAGAUGUGUUUAACUGACAGCAGCUUGUGUGUGAGUGUGAUGUAUAACCUAUCAUGUUCGGUUCGGUCUGAAAAUUGUUUUUUUGUGGCCUUAUUUUGCCAGUGGUUAUUUUUCUCUUUGAUAACAGGUUUGUAUCUGGGAAUGUCCGGCAUUCAAGCAUCUCACCUAUGAUCUGUGGCAACUAUGUGGCUAAACAUCCCUCUUUCAGUGAUUAUUGGCAGAUGUUGACUCGCAAGUGAAGGGAAAAAACAAGGCUGCACAAUAUUUCAGUUGAUGACAUGUUUCCAGAAACUGUAGGAGAAUUGAUUUAUCUUCAGUGAAAAGUAAAAUAUUUUGAUGCAUAGGAAACAACUCAAACUGGGUCAAAGGUUGUGAAUGACUUGAUGAUUCCUGGCACUUCAAAUAAUUAAUAAAACACCAAAAA
Cololabis saira (Pacific saury) is the source of this 2790-nucleotide messenger RNA. It is a transcript of the gene arf3a, whose product is annotated as ADP-ribosylation factor 3a. Gene Ontology annotation, molecular function: GTP binding; GTPase activity. The coding region runs from base 162 to 707 and encodes 181 amino acids. The record is from RefSeq and is a predicted model, not a curated record. Gene Ontology annotation, cellular component: cytoplasm; plasma membrane. Gene Ontology annotation, biological process: vesicle-mediated transport; intracellular protein transport. The transcript is spliced from 5 exons. NCBI's taxonomy places the organism in Eukaryota, Metazoa, Chordata, Actinopteri, Beloniformes, Belonidae.